AUGGCACAGGGAGCAGCAGCGGCGCGACUGGAGGCUCUAGAGAGUGACUAUACCGGGGUGGAUGCUGCUGUGGAUGAGGAUGAUGACGUGUUCAAUGCAGAGGAGGAACUGGUGCAAGAAGGCUUCGCACCAGCCAAGCGAGUGAGCCGUCCGGGCAAGAGGCGCACGAGACAGGCUGCUGCUGCCGUGGUGAGCAGAGCGAGCAAGCGAACUCCCAAGACGUUUGCAGAGCUGCUAGAAGAGGCACGCCCUCCUUACCUCACAGCAGCAGUGGAGCCCGGCUGCUGCCUCUGUGUAUUGUUUGUGUGCUCACCCCUGCCAUGCUUCUCCCUCGCUUCCAUGCCCCCUCCUCACUCCCCACAGGCGAAUCUAGAGACCCUGCCACCAGGCACGCCCUCCUACCUCACAGCAGCAGUGGGCCCUCCAACAGCCGCCUCAGUGCGCCGCUUCUGCUCUGCCUCUAUCAUGGGCGCGCUUCGUCAUCGCUUUCUGCUCGCGCUCGUCCUCGUGGCGUCUCUAAACUUCCUCGCGGUUUUCGCGGCGCAGCCUCCGCCGGAUGGGUACUACGGCGCGAGUGAGCCGGCGCUGGAAGAAGCAUACGACCAGCGCGCGCUCCUGGAGGCCGAAAGCGAUGCCUCGCUUGACUCCGUUGACUCGGUUGACUUGGAGGACUCGCGGGUGCUUCUCUCGAUGGGGGAUGCAGCGGCGGACUUGAAGCAGACGUCGGACGACCUCAGCGGCAGCGUGAAGAAAGCUGUCGGGCAGGCGGGGAGGAACGUGCGCAACUCGAUCGGCUCCAUGGUCGGAGUCCCGCCCAACAAGGGCACGAAGAAGCACCACCGCCGCGGCGGGAAGAAAACUGGGCGCCGCGGCGGGAAGAAAACUGGGCGCCGCGGCGGAAAGAAAACUGGGCUGGCGGGAGCUCGUAAGCGCAAAUCGGGCGCGGCAGCCCCCAAGACGUCCGCUGCGGGGGUUCCGAAGAAGCAGGGGGCGGGAGGUAAGCUCAACUCCGGCGCAACCCCCAAGAAGCCCGCUGCUGCCGCUGCUGGCGCGACGGGGGCUCCUAAGAAGCAGGAGGCGGGAGCUAAGGACACCUCGGGCGCAGCACCCGAGUCCCCCGCUGCUCCCGCUGCUGCAAACGAGCCGCGCGCGCUCCUCGAGGCGGCCGACAGUGAUGCCGUGAUUGACUCCGUUGACUCGGUUGACUUCGACUCCGUUGACUUGGAGGAUUCGCGGGUGCUUCUCUCGAUGGGGGAUGCAGCGGCGGACUUGAAGCAGACGUCGGACGACCUCAGCGGCAGCGUGAAGAAAGCUGUCGGGCAGGCGGGGAGGAACGUGCGCAACUCGAUCGGCUCCAUGGUCGGAGUCCCGCCCAAGAAGGGCAAGAAGAAGCACCACCGCCGCGGAGGGAAGAAAGCUGGGCGCCGCGGCGGGAAGAAAACUGGCCCCGCGGGAGCUCGUAAGCGCAACUCGGGCGUAGCAGCCCUGAAGACGGCCGCCGCUCCCGGCGCUGCUGGCGGGAAGGCGGUUUCGAAGAAUCAGGCGGGAGGUAAGCUCAACUCUGGCGCGCAUGCGCUGGGAGCAAAGGGCACCUCGGGCACAGCCCCCAAGCCCACCGCUGCCAGCAGUGCUGCGAGCAGUGCUGCCAGCAGUGCUGCACCCAGCAUUUGA
This is a messenger RNA of Closterium sp. NIES-65, 1671 nucleotides long. NCBI's taxonomy places the organism in Eukaryota, Viridiplantae, Streptophyta, Zygnematophyceae, Desmidiales, Closteriaceae. The record is from the annotation of a GenBank genome assembly.